AUGCGUCGGUCCCAAACUCUUCUAUCUUGCUCUCUCCUGCUGGCAUCCCUCGGGGGAGUGCAGGCGAAGCUUGACUUGAAAUCUACCAAGAACAUUGUUGUUUACUGGGGACAAAACUCUUUCAGGGGCAAGGGUGACCAGGCACAACAGCCCUUGUCGUAUUACUGUGACAAUGCUGACAUUGAUGUCAUUCCAAUGGCCUUUAAUAUGAUGGUCAAUGGCCCUGGAGGUGCACCCGAGAUCGACUUCGCGGUGAGCAGCGAAGAUUGCCAGGUGUUUGAGGGAACGCAGCUGAAGAACUGCCCCAAGAUCGGCAAGGACAUCGCGACCUGCCAAAAAAAGGGCAAGACAAUUCUUCUCUCCAUUGGUGGCGCCACAUACAGCGAAGGCGGCUUCAAGUCUGAGACCGAUGCCAAAGACGGCGCCAAGUUGAUGUGGGAAACCUUUGGUCCCAAGCAAGAAGGCUCCAAUGCUCUUCGUCCCUUCGGUGACUCUGCCUUGAACGGAUUCGACUUCGACUUCGAGGCCAAUGUCCAGCACAUGGCUACUUUCGCCAACGAGCUCCGGUCCCUGAUUGAGGCCGACAAGAGUGGCCAGGACUUCUUCCUGACUGCUGCACCCCAAUGCCCUUAUCCUGACCAGGCUGACAAGGACAUCCUCAACGGUCCUGUCUAUAUUGACGCCAUCUGGGUCCAGUUCUACAACAACUACUGCGGUGUCAACGCUUAUAGCCCCCAGAGCUCCGCCAACCAGUACAACUUCGAGGAGUGGGACAACUGGGCUCACACAGUGUCGAAGAACAAGGACGUCAAGGUCAUUGUCGGCGUACCAGCAGACACCACCGCGGCCAGCACUGGAUACAUUCCAUCCUCGGAGCUGGCCAAGGUGAUCGAGUACUCGAAGAAGUUCGACAGUUUUGGAGGAGUUAUGAUGUGGGAUGCCACGCAAGCGUACGGCAACGGAGCCUUCAUUAAGGAUGUGCGAAAGGCCCUGGGAGGCGCUGAUGAUACCGGUUCGUCGUCGUCCAGUUCGGCGUCGACCUCGGCGCCUUCUACUUCGUCCACUGACUCAUCGAAUACCUCGUCAUCAUCUACCAAUGCACCCGGCUCCUCACCCUCAUCUUCCUCCUCCUCUGCUGCUUCCUCAUCGUCCAGUGGUCCUGAAACCACCACCACCACCGAGGAGGCCACGCCGACCCCGACCGAGUCCCAACCGACUACGACCGCGCCCCCAGAGUCGGCCGCGACCCCAGAGACGACCGCGCCCCCA
Molecule: messenger RNA, 1269 nt
Organism: Penicillium arizonense
Lineage: Eukaryota; Fungi; Ascomycota; Eurotiomycetes; Eurotiales; Aspergillaceae
Product: glycoside hydrolase family 18 protein
Exons: 5
Biological process (GO): carbohydrate metabolic process
Cellular component (GO): extracellular region
Molecular function (GO): chitinase activity
Source: RefSeq, a predicted model, not a curated record